AUGCCCUACAAACUCACCAACAGAAACGUUCUCGUAACAGGUGGAACCCGAGGAUUAGGCGAAGUCAUCUCUCUUAAAUUUGCGGCGGAGGGUUGUAAUGUUGCUAUUAACUAUGUUUCUAGUGGGGAGAAGGCGCAGGAAAUGAGGGAGAGAAUGGAGAGGGAGUGGGGGGUUAAGGUCAUUUGUUUGAUGGGUGAUAUGAGUCAAGAAUCCGAUUGCAUUUCUGUGGUGAAGGAAACAAUCAAGGAGUUUGGAGGGCUGGACAUCAUCAUAUCAAAUGCUGGCUAUACACGGUUCUCGACUUUCUCCGAUCUCUCAGCUCCUAACCCAGAUGACUGGCAAAAAUGCUAUGCUACGAAUGUGGUGGCUCAGUCUAUCUUGUUGAAAGAGGCGUUGUCUACAUUUCAGGCGAACGAUGAGGGAGGAGUAUUCAUCAUGACGAGCAGUAUUGCGGGGGUCAUUACUGGGGGCAGUUGCAUGCCAUAUUCCGUGACAAAAGCCGCACAAUUACAUUUGAUGAAAUGCUUGGCUGCUACCCAGGGACCAAAAGUAAGAGUUAAUGCCGUGUUGCCGGGUUUGGUACUUACAGAAUGGACGCAGGAGUCAUCACAAGUGUUACCUUUGACUAAUGACGGCCGCAAUCAAUCUGACACUAGAAUUACACAGGGGAGGACAUAUUCGGAGGAAGAUCAGGAGAAACUGAAGGAUAAAGCAUAUUUGAAACGGGUGACGGACAUCGAAGAUUGUGCUCAAGCAUUCGUGGACAUCGCGAAGAACAGCAGCAUGACAGGACAGAAAAUACAAGUUGAUUCUGGACUUGCACAGAAUGUGUGA
Messenger RNA from Botrytis fragariae, 834 nucleotides. RefSeq names its product putative short chain dehydrogenase reductase protein. Lineage: Eukaryota; Fungi; Ascomycota; Leotiomycetes; Helotiales; Sclerotiniaceae. Bases 1 to 834 code for a protein of 277 amino acids. The record is from RefSeq and is a predicted model, not a curated record. The transcript is spliced from 8 exons.